AUGCCUCCCGGCGGCGGCGGGCCCAUGAAAGACUGCGAGUACAGUCAGAUCAGCACCCACAGCUCCUCCCCCAUGGAGUCGCCCCACAAGAAGAAGAAAAUCGCGGCCCGGAGGAAAUGGGAGGUUUUCCCGGGAAGAAACAAGUUCUUCUGCAAUGGGAGGAUCAUGAUGGCCCGGCAGACAGGCGUCUUCUACCUGACGCUCGUCCUCAUCCUGGUCACUAGCGGACUCUUCUUCGCCUUCGACUGCCCGUAUCUAGCAGUGAAAAUCACCCCUGCCAUCCCCGUGGUUGGUGGCAUUCUCUUCUUCUUUGUGAUGGGGACCCUGCUUCGCACCAGCUUCAGUGACCCCGGAGUCCUUCCGCGAGCCACGCCUGAUGAAGCUGCCGACCUGGAAAGGCAAAUAGAUAUCACCAACGGCAGCAGUUCAGGGGGGUACCGCCCACCUCCCAGAACCAAAGAAGUCAUCAUCAAUGGCCAGACUGUGAAACUUAAAUACUGUUUCACCUGCAAGAUUUUCCGGCCCCCUCGUGCCUCUCAUUGUAGCCUUUGCGAUAACUGCGUAGAACGGUUUGAUCACCACUGUCCCUGGGUAGGCAACUGUGUGGGGAAAAGAAACUACAGAUUUUUUUAUAUGUUUAUUUUAUCUCUGUCUUUUCUGACAGUCUUUAUAUUUGCAUUCGUUAUCACCCACGUCAUUCUUCGUUCACAGCAAACAGGAUUCCUAAAUGCCCUGAAGGACAGUCCUGCAAGCGUGCUGGAGGCCGUGGUGUGCUUCUUCUCCGUCUGGUCUAUUGUCGGGCUCUCGGGUUUCCACACGUACCUGAUCAGCUCCAACCAGACGACAAAUGAAGACAUUAAAGGAUCUUGGUCAAAUAAAAGGGGUAAAGAAAAUUACAAUCCCUACAGCUAUGGAAAUAUCUUUACAAAUUGCUGUGUUGCCCUGUGUGGGCCCAUCUCUCCAAGCCUAAUCGACAGAAGAGGGUACAUCCAGCCUGACACCCCACAGCCAGCUGCACCCUCCAAUGGGAUGGCCGCGUAUGGGGCCACACAGUCGCAGAGUGACAUGUGCGACCAAGACCAGUGCAUUCAGAGCACCAAAUUCGUUUUGCAGGCCGCGGCCACACCCCUCCUGCAGAGUGAGCCCAGCCUCACCAGCGACGAGCUGCACCUGCCUGGAAAGCCGGGCCUGGGCACGCCCUGCACCAGCCUGACACUUGGGCAGCCCACGCCACCCUCCUCCAUGCCCAACCUCAGCACGGAGGCCGUGCUCACAGACAUACUGCCCCUGAAAGAGGAGCACAUGGGCCACCAGUUCCUGACUCCAGAGGAGGCGCCCUCGCCCCCCAGGAUGCUGGCAGGCAGCCCCCUGGCCCACAGCCGCACCAUGCACGUCCUGGGCCUACCCAGCCAGGACUCUCUGCAUGAAGACUCCGUGCGCGGCCUGGUGAAACUCAGCUCUGUGUGACCUUGGGGCCCCACCAGGGGCUGCAGCCCGUGGGAGCGAGCAGAGAGGGUACGCCCCACAGCAGCUUUCCCAGGACCCUGGGGCACAAAGGGCCUGGGGCACAAAGACCACUCGGAGAAGAAAUGGAUGCCCUUCUGAUGACAGAGAUGGGCAGGACCCAAAGGCUUACAGCUUGAUUUUAUUUAAAUUUACAUCUCCACCCUGACCACUUUGAUUACAAUGAAAAUAAAGAAGUAGCUAUUUUCAGGCAUUUGGAAUAUGAAGGGUGGGCUUGGGGAGGGACAAGCCUCGGUGGGGCAGCAGUGAGAGUCUGGCAGGAAAGGGCAGUGCCUGAUGGGACGCUGCGUGGCGCUCUCGUGACAGACACCUGGAAGAGUUCUGACACUGUGGUCAGACUGAAAUUGCACUUAAGUGUUAUGCAACUAAUAUUUGAAAUAGACAUGCCAUUCCAUUUGUUAAUUAAAAAAGAAAAAAACCUAAAGGGAAACAUCGACCAGAUGUGGAUUUGCAUGCCACGCUGCCGUUUGUGGACAGUGGUGUUGGUAUUCAGAAGGACAGGCUGCUCUGUCUGUUAAUUUUGUGAACUUUCAAGUGCUGUUUUAUGGGAAGACAGAGCAGCAAACCACAACUAAUGGACAAAGCCAUCCCUCGCCAGCCUAUUCAGCUUCAUUAGCUAUGGGCAGGUGGCCCCGGGGCUGCAGAAGGCUGCAGGGGUCUUAUUCUAUGGAGUACCAGUUAACCUUCUGUUCAGUAGUUAGGCAAGUCCUGUGUUGUACCACACCCACCACAGUCUCCACCUCCUUAUGUGACCAAACUUCCUGUGGACAGCCAAUAAAAUGACAUCCUCUGUUA
Molecule: messenger RNA, 2319 nt
Organism: Manis javanica (Malayan pangolin)
Lineage: Eukaryota; Metazoa; Chordata; Mammalia; Pholidota; Manidae
Gene: ZDHHC14
Product: zDHHC palmitoyltransferase 14
Biological process (GO): peptidyl-L-cysteine S-palmitoylation; protein targeting to membrane
Cellular component (GO): Golgi apparatus; endoplasmic reticulum
Molecular function (GO): protein-cysteine S-palmitoyltransferase activity
Source: RefSeq, a predicted model, not a curated record